This is a messenger RNA of Aureobasidium musti, 1329 nucleotides long. Lineage: Eukaryota; Fungi; Ascomycota; Dothideomycetes; Dothideales; Saccotheciaceae. The record is from the annotation of a GenBank genome assembly.
AUGUUAAAAGCUCUGGGACAACUGAUCGCUAGUAUCUUCGAUUCCAGGGUCGGCUUCGACGAGACUCUCAAGGUCAUCGACCUCGCUGAACUCAACCAGAAGGGCUACAUCAAUCUACCAGAUUCCGACUUUCCAAUCAAUCCCGACUUUGANGAAAAAGCACAGGAACAUGUAACUGGUGCUUACAUUCGGCAUUUGCGUGGUUGGGAUCCCAUCGUCUCUCCGAUACAUCCCAUCUUUCUCCCGCGAAAGUGGAUCAACGUCUCAAAGGAAGACUACGACCUCAUGAUUCCUUCUCUGAAGUUGGCUAGUAGAUUACUGGAUGAACCUCAGAUCCUGACUUAUAUCAAAGGAGCUUUGAAGAAACCAUUGACGCCUAUCAACGAUCAUGAAGCGGAGAAUAAGGCAGAGCAGCCAUUGUACUCGUUCUCAAACGAGCCCCUGCGAGACUGGACCUCGGAAGAGAUUUGGCACACUCUGUGGACUCUGAGAGAAUGUAUCACAUUCCAUUUUUCACCCGCCUUACCGUAUGGAUGCAUGGCAAUGUGUGGAGGUGGUGACGAAGGAGGCUCUAUGAUUGCGAUUGGUGCCUACUCUGCCAAAAUAACCCUGGGUAACCAAUACUUGGGCGUGUUCGGAGGCAAGCUCAAGGCGAGCGACUAUUCAAAGCCAUGGAGUCCUGGUACUCACGACGAGUCCGCUGUCUUGCGAUCGCAAUUCGCAUUUGCUGUGACUCUUGUUCACGAAGUCAUGCAUGCGCUGUGGCUCACGUCCAACCCUUCGUAUUUGCAGCACUAUGCUUCCAAACCUUCGAAAUGGGUGAACCCUAGAGAACCAUUUUACCGAGACGGUCGCAUGAAUGAGCUGGGCGCGUGCUGGGAGACCCAUGUUUUUGGCGGCAAUAUCCACAUGUUGGGUUUUCCUCAUGGUGCCAUCAUGCCUUAUGGUCUGACAACUGUGCCCUUUCCUGGCACCUGGAAUUUUUAUCCUUCAGUUAUCGACCGUGGUAAUCCAAGAAAAUGGGGCUAUGAAUGGCAGACUGCAUAUCCUAUCGAGAUGAAACAUAUCCGUAAGAUGUUCACUAACGAGAUGUGGGAUGAGGUUCAAAGAUAUGGAGUCAAAAGAUUGAGAAGGAAGAGGAAGUUGGGUUACAGGACCUACGUCGAUAGCAAGCAUGCUGCAUUGGCACCUGGUGAGGCUGUUCUAGGUCAAGCACCCUCUCCGACUUCCAGUGUGGACAGCAAGGAAGGGGAAGAGGACCACAAAGGUGUUGUCCGGCGUGAACCUCCAACAGCUACAGAAGCCAACAGUUUUGUGAUCAUGAGCUAG